GGCUCGUUGAAAAGAGCCGGUUCAAAAGAACCGAUUGGUUCAUGAAUCGGACGUCGCUAGGCUAACGUCGAAAGCGAAAUGUGAACUGUCAGCGCUUACUGCCGACUUUCAGCGAUAUAAGUAAUGUGAAGCUUCACACGUCUCAGGAUUCCAGGCGAUGUGAUCGGCCGGACGAGGGCUUGAGUCGCAUGGUGCUGAGAUGGCGGAUGAUAUGGACACCGGCCCGGUCCGGGUAGGAAGGGGUGUGAGAUCCGGGCAGCCGUGUGCCAGGCAGAGGUUCUGCAGCAGGGGUCAUUCCAGAGAGCUCUUAGAUGGGCUCCUUGCUCUGCGUGAAGGGGGUGUUCUGUUUGAUGUGGUACUCCUGGUGGAGGAAAGACCCAUUCAAGCUCAUCGCAUCCUGUUGGCAGCCUCCUGUGGCUACUUCAGAGGAAUGUUUGCUGGUGGGUUGCGAGAGAUGCAGCAGACGGAGAUCACCAUUCAUGGAGUCACACACACAGCCAUGACUAAACUUCUGGACUUCAUCUACACCUCUGAGCUGGAGCUGGAUCUGGAUACAGUGCAGGAGGUGCUUUGUGCAGCCACUCUGCUGCAGGUCAAGGAUGUAAUCGGUUUCUGCUGUGAGUUCCUGUUCUCCUGGCUGGACGAUGACAACAUACUGGAGGUGGAGAAGCUUGCCGACAUCUAUGGACUAGAACAGCUUGGAGAGAACGUACGCUUGUACCUUCUGAAAAACAUCCAGACCUUCUCUCGCACGUCUGUGUACCGUCAGCUGCCUGCAGAGAAGGUUCUGCGAGUGCUGUCCAGCGAUGAGCUGCAGGUGAGCUCAGAGUAUGAGGUGUUUGAAGCUGCACUGUACUACUACUACAGCCCCAAGGAGCUGGACAUGGAUCAGAUGUGCCUUCAGACGGGCGGAACGAGGGCAGAAACUUUUCUAGAGGUGCCCUUGCUGAUGUUAGAAGCGGUGCGUUUCUGUCUGAUGGAGAAGGCCACCCUGCAGCGUCUCCACAGCCGCCUGAAGCCCUGUCCAUUGCGUGAGUCUGUCUCUGCUGCCCUCCGCUAUCACAGUCAGGAGCUUUGGCAGCCAGUCAUGCAGAGCCCUCUCACUCAGACACGCUCCAGCUCCUUGUGCAUUCUGGGAUUUGGUGGCAUGUAUUCGUCCGGCCCGCCAGCCGACAAUGAGGAGCGCGUACAGGUGUUCCAUCAGUCCUGGGGCGAGUGGCGCAGUCUCGGGGCAGAUCGUACUCCUCGCAUGUCCAACAUGGGCAUUGCUGUCCUGAAUAACUUUGUUUACCUGGUCGGGGGAGACAAGAACAGCAGCGGCUUCCGUGCCGAGGCCCGCUGCUGGAGAUACGAUCCUCGACACAACACCUGGUGUAAUGUGGAACCCUUGCGGCAGCAGCACGCAGACCAUUGCGUGUGUGUGGUAGGCGACUACAUCUAUGCUAUUGGAGGUCGCGACUACAGCAAUGAGUUGGACUGCGUUGAGCGCUAUGACCCUCGAACCAACACAUGGGAAUAUGUGGCCCCGCUCAAACGAGAGGUGUAUGCCCAUGCUGGAGCAGUUGUGGAUGGAAAGAUCUACAUCGCGUGUGGUCGUAGAGGAAUGGCCUACCUGAAGGAGACCUACUGCUAUGACCCUCAGGAUAACCGGUGGACUGUGUGUUCUGAGGGCCCAGUAGAGAGAGCGUGGCAUGGGAUGGUGGCUCUGAACGGGCGAGCUUACGUCAUUGGAGGGAGCAACGAUGGCUGCGGCUACAGACGGGACGUCCUCAAGGUGGCGUGCUAUAACCCAACAGCAGACGUUUGGUCAGUGGUGUGCCCGCUUCCUGCCGGCCACGGAGAGCCAGGCAUGGCCGUUUUGGAUGGUCGGAUCUACAUCCUAGGCGGGAGAUCACACGACAAAGGCAGCCGCAUGAAAUACGUACACAUCUACAACCCAGAGGAGGAUCACUGGCAAAACGGCUCGUCUUUGGACGACCGUGUAUCCGGGCUGUCGGCCUGCGUGGCCUUAGUGCCCAGAAACACCCUGGCUCAGGCCCAGAGCUGGGAGCAAAGAGCCAAAGCAUCUUGGGAGGAGGUAGACUGGGAUGAUUCGGACAACUCCAGUGAGGACGGCUGACAGGUGGCCUCAGGUGAUAGGGAGAGGUUUUAACAUUGGUAAAUUCCCGAAGUUCUCAGAAAUUUCUCACAUGCUCACCUUUUACAAGUGUCAGUGCGUUCAUGUGCAGACUUUGCCUGUCUGACACUGAAAGCACAUUGUGAUGUCAGAAGUCUGAUGCAGUCAGUUGGCUUGGUCAGGUUCGAAUGGAGUGCUAUUUAUUAUGUCUAAUAUUUGGAAUAAUGGCAUCAUAUUUGCUAUUAAUUCCACUCAGUUUUUUUUCAUUGUUAUAUAUUAUAAACUUGUGUCUUUCCAGUGUUGUUUGAGUUCCAGCAUUUGAAAACUGACAUGUCGUGACUACUUUGAUGACCUUGAUGCACUUUUUUCUUUUUUCUCUUUUUUUUUUGUUUAACAUUGCAUGUACAGUUAGGACCCUCCACAGUACAUGUGCAUGACACAGCUCUUUUACUCAUUUACUCACACAUUUAGUGCUACUAAAUAAGCUAUGUAAUAAGCAUACAUAAACUACUGAUUAGCACAUUGAUAGAAAUCAUGCUGCGCACACUCAGUGACGUACAUACCAGCUUUUCACUUAAUUUACUGUUUGUUUUGGUUGUUUGGUUUAUCACUUCUUUAUUUGUAAUGGUUUAAAUGGAUUAAAGUGGUGAUUAGAUGGUGGUGAGGUGAGUGUAGAGGUUCUGAAGAGUGAUAAGUAUUCAUGUUGGCAUUAUUCUAUCCAGACUGGUUAGCAUCAGUCCCGAUUUUUCAUAGCCCCUCGGUUAGAAUUAGCCCAGACUCAUCGCAUCAGUCCAGAAUUUUAUUAGCCUUUCUGUUCAGCAUCAGUCCUGACUUUUGUUAGCAUGGCUGCCAGCAUUAGUCCAGAAUUCUGAUCGCAUUUAAUGUCAGCCGGACAUUCGUUAGCAUCUCUGUUAGCACCAGUCCGGCGUUUUGUUUCAUUUCUGUUAGUAACAGUUCAGACUUUUUUAGCAUUUCUGUUGAUUCAGCAUCCAUGCAUACUGUUGGCAUCGGUUCUAACAUUUUUUUUUUUUUAGCAUUUCUGUUAGCAUCAGUUUAGACAUUUGUUAGCACUUCUGUUAACAUCCAUUCAGACUUUUGUUAGCAUCUUUCUGGAUCAGUAGCAUUUACAUUAGCAUCAGUCUCGAGAUCCUCCACAACUGUCCUGAACAGCCCCUUAGACUGACCUCUCAUGUUAAAACUCUUGUUAAUGUCCCAGUUUGGUUUGGCGGUGUCAGAUCGUAAGUCUUUCCAAAGCUGAAUUUGUUUCUGGUAAAGAAAUGAUAUUAAACUUUGCUCACCUAAUCACAUGUUGGCAUAAUAUUUAGUUCCACAGCAAUAAGGGCAGUCUCUCUGCUUUGUGGUAAGAAUAUACUGGGUUUUUUUUUUCUUUUUCUUCAGCUUUUUCAGCAAUUGCAUGCAAUUUACUCUCUGUAUCAGGACCGUUGAAAAGACGUGAAGCCACAGUCUCCAAAACAAGGCCUGUUCUAGAGGUGGUCUAUGAGCGCUGUUUUCUUGCAUCCAAAACUUCACCAGCAGUGACUUUGAGAAUGUGUCGAGGUAAAUUUAAGUGAUUAUGAUGAUCCAUGCACUUUAACGGAUGUGUUUGGUUUGUACUGACCGUGCCUUUUUUCCUUCUUCUCCACCAAAUUCUGAACCACAAGUAGAGACUGAAUUAAGAUUGUGCCUCUAAUGUGUGAAAAGAUUAAGAAAUCAUACUCCUCUAAAAAGGUGAGGACAAAAAAAACCUGAUCUUUGCUAAGAGAAUUGACCUUGGCUGGUUAAAGAUAGAUGGAACUUUCCACCAGUUUGGACCGAAUGCUCCUUUUUCUGUGGUUUGGUUGCUUGUAGGAACGAAAAAGAGGAACUAACUAUGCAUGUUGUUUCCAGGUUCUAGAUUAUGGGCUGUAAUUGUAAGGCUGUUGAAGGUGGAAUAUCCUCCUUUGUUUUCCUUCUAAAUAAAAUGCUCAGCACUGAA
This is a messenger RNA of Pygocentrus nattereri (red-bellied piranha), 4091 nucleotides long. RefSeq names its product kelch-like family member 22 (gene klhl22). Gene Ontology annotation, cellular component: Cul3-RING ubiquitin ligase complex; polar microtubule; cytosol. The transcript has 8 exons. The coding region runs from base 200 to 2119 and encodes 639 amino acids. NCBI's taxonomy places the organism in Eukaryota, Metazoa, Chordata, Actinopteri, Characiformes, Serrasalmidae. Gene Ontology annotation, biological process: positive regulation of TORC1 signaling; proteasome-mediated ubiquitin-dependent protein catabolic process; protein monoubiquitination. Gene Ontology annotation, molecular function: protein binding. The record is from RefSeq and is a predicted model, not a curated record.